UGUGAGUGAGCGAGGGGCUUCGGGCGCGCGCACACACACAGAGGGCCUUGUGUUGUGGUUCGGUGACCGACAUCACACUGCAGGUCACGCCGGGGACAGAGGAGCAACUACGGGCUGCCAGCGAGAGAUUGACUCCAGCAGUCACAAUGGCAGACAGCGGGAAGACUAAUGAGACUGGAGCUGCAGCAGCAAAACCAGCUAAUGGAGAUCAGCAGAGUGUUGUUUCCCGAGUGAGCCAUUUGCCUCUGGUCAGUUCAGCUUGCGGGGUGGUUUCCAGCGCCUACAGCAGCACCAAAGACAGUGUGCCCUUGCUGAAGGGAGUGAUGGAUGCGGCAGAAAGUGGUGUGCGAACCCUGGGAGCAGUGGCGACCACGGGGUCGAAGCCGCUUCUGGACAUUAUUGAACCCCAGCUUGCUACAGUGAAUGAAUACGCCCUGAAAGGACUGGAUAAGAUGGAAGAGAAGCUGCCAAUUCUUCACAAACCAGCAGACAAGGUGGUGUCGGACACGGUGGGCAUGGUGUAUCAGUCGGUGGCUGGGGCCAAAGACGCUGUGAUGGGGGCUGUGAUGGGUGGUGUGGAGCUGACCCGGGCAGCAGUCAGCGGAGGCAUCACCACCGCCAUGGGCACCCGGAUGGGCCAGAUGGUCAGCAGUGGGAUGGGCAUGGCCCUGAGCCGGUCCGAGCACUGGGUUGACCAGAACCUGCCGCUCACGGAGAAGGAGCUGGCUGCUGUGGCUGAACCGGUCACCAGUGAGGUGACGGCCGCAUCGAGCCCCAGCUACUUUGUCCGCCUGGGGAAACUCUCCGCCAAAGUCCAGGAGCGAGCCCUGCAGCACUCCCUGGUCCGUGCCGGCCUCGCCAGGGACACCACCUACACCACAGUGGCUCAGAUCACCAGUACUCUGGACCUGCUGGAGAUGGCCCGCACCGGUCUGGGCACCGCCGGUAACCAGAUAGGAGGAGCCUCCGAGCAGCUGCUGCAGCGCUGGAAAGACUGGAAGCAGAAGCAAGCUGGAGCUGGACAGGCUGAUUCAGAGCCAGCCGGGACCACAGAUGAGGCUGAGCAGCUGGAGUGGCGUGUCCUCUCCAUGGUGCACGGGCUGAGUGACCAGCUGAGAUCGGCAUGCUCCAACGUGGUGUCAAGUGCUCAGGGUCUGCCAGGUGCAGUCCAGGACCAGCUUACGAGCGCAAGGCGAUCAGCUGAAGAACUGCACUCCUCUCUGGGGACCACCAGCACCAUCACGCCCCUCCUUCUGGAGCGCAGCCGCCAUCACCUGAGCCAGGUUCAGCGGUCUCUGGACGGUGUCAUGGACUAUCUACUGAACAACACACCACUCAACUGGCUGGUGGGACCUUUUGCGCCUCAGAUCGCCGAGAAGGCGGAGGAAGAUGGAGCGAUGGGGCAGAGUGGACCUGGCAACUAGACUUGCAAGACUCUUGAGUUUUCUCCAUGAGGGGGGGGGGCAAGAAACUGGUGUAUACUGUACCUGGACCUUUUGAGAAAGAAAAAAAAAUCAAAUCUGCUUGCUUUAAUGAAAUAUUUAUAAUGGACAAAAUAUUCAGCAUUUAAUAACUCAAUAACAUGUGUGAUGUAGAGGUUGACUCAACGCUCUGACGUGGCCAUAGAGGUUUUGUAUAUCUGUGCACUUUAUUUUACAUCAAAAAAGUAUUUUUAAAAUGAUCUACUACGCAUGUGCUCAAAAUGUGCUGAUUCCUGAAAACUUUUGUUGGUGCCUUAAAGAAGUAUUUAAGAAUUACUUGACUUUAACAAAUGCUCAAUCUCCCUUUUGUGUGAAUAAAAACGGCGAUCAAAUAAACCUCUGGAUGGAGAGCUCACUGUACUCAUCAUUGCAGACUGGCCGUUUUAAUUCCAGUAUUUUGUAUUCUGUGUCUGCACCUUUUUGUGGGCUUCUGGAGUUCGAUGGAUCUGUGACACAGUAUUGAUACCGAAUGCAUUGAUUAAAGUGUUAUCACUCA
Molecule: messenger RNA, 1977 nt
Organism: Pungitius pungitius (ninespine stickleback)
Lineage: Eukaryota; Metazoa; Chordata; Actinopteri; Perciformes; Gasterosteidae
Gene: plin3
Product: perilipin 3
Exons: 8
Coding region: 147-1424 (425 amino acids)
Biological process (GO): lipid storage; positive regulation of triglyceride storage
Cellular component (GO): lipid droplet; cytosol
Source: RefSeq, a predicted model, not a curated record